This is a messenger RNA of Nannochloropsis gaditana CCMP526, 1405 nucleotides long. Its product is annotated as trypsin family. Gene Ontology annotation, biological process: proteolysis. The record is from RefSeq and is a predicted model, not a curated record. The coding region runs from base 5 to 1396 and encodes 463 amino acids. Gene Ontology annotation, molecular function: protein binding; serine-type endopeptidase activity. The transcript has 15 exons.
GAGGAUGGGGAGGCUUGAGAGAGUGACGCUGGAGAACUUCAAAAGUUAUCCGGGGACGCAGGCCUCUCGAGCCGGAUUGGCCGAGGGAGAAGGCUACCGCGCCCGUGUCCUCUGCCGGGCGGAGGACUGGGACCUAGCGCUCCUCACGGUCGACGAGGACGCCUUCUGGAGCGGCGUGGAGGCCGCCCCCUUGAACGCCCAGGUCACCUGCCGACCCGACUCCUUCGUGACGGUGGCGGGCUUCUACAACAAGUCCCUGACCACGGACGAGUGGAUGGUCCAAGACUACGCUCUGGGGCCCUCCUGCCUGAACCUGAACCUCUAUCGGAACGGUCACAGCGGGUGGGGGGGAAGGGACGGCCCGGCCAUGCCCUUUGGUUGUAGCGGGGGUCCUGUCUUCGCCCAGACCAAGGGACUGGGCUGGAGCGUGGUUGGAAUGCUCAGUGCCGGGCAGCCAGACAGGGCGAUCCUUCACACUGUGCCAGCCCACCUCAUCCAGAAAAUGAUCCGGCAAUACGAAGCCCACGGACAGUUCGUAGGCGGGUCCUCUCCUUCCUUCAAAUUCCAGAGACUCCUUAACCCCUACCUCCGGGAGAGCCUCGGGAUGGGUGUCGCCUCCUCUGGGAUUGCUCCUUGGCUGGAGAAGGCUGGCCUUCCGCUCCGACCGGGCGACAUCCUCAUGGAGGUGGACGGCCUGGCUGUGGACGACCAAGGCGUCAUCUCGCUUCCUCCAGAUCGCAUGCAGGUGGACCUUCGGGGCCUCUGGGACCUGAAGGAGGACGGCCAGGAGCUGACGGCCAAGGUGCUGAGAGAGGGACGCGUCGUGCAGCUCAAGGGCCCCACCAAACGCGUCCCUCCUGUCGUUCCGAUCUCCUCCGCCUCCGUGACCCCUCCCCGCAGCUACAUCCUUGUGGGAGGGCUCCUCUUCCUUCCUGCCUCCCAAGCGAAGGUGGUGGCGCAUCAAGCGCGCAUAAAUCAAGCUCCCGUCGAGACCCAGCUCCUCUUCAAAGCAGAGCCUCGCGAGCACCCAGAGGAGGAAUACGUCCUGCUCUGGCGCAUCUAUCCGCACGAGAUAAACGAGGGCUACCAGGAGCGGUUGGCUCGUCUCCUGAAAUUCAAUGGCGUGCCGGUGAAGAAUCUAGCGCAUUUAGAGGAGCUCAUUCAAGGCGCUCGCCCCGAGCAGGGGGACGCGGAGUGGCUGGAUUUUGAAUUGGCAGAUGCAGAGCAACGAAAGAUCGUGCUUCCGGCGUAUCAGGCCUGGGCUGCCGAGGACGGGAUACGGAAGACGAACCGCAUUCCUUACCAUCGACCACGAUCGCGGGCAGAGGACGAUGAGAAAGGAAGGGAGGGUGGCGGACAGGAUGAGGAGGAGGAUGACGAUAAAUUGAUAGGAUGAAAAGAAAAC